ACCCAAGAGCCUUCGGAAGGUCACCAGUAUGGCGGAAUCGUCACUCGCUGCUGACUUGCUAGCUGACUUUAACGACGAUUCUGAUAACGAGGAUUUGGACUUGGAGAACGGGGAUCUAAACGUUCCAGAGACCGCCGGUAUUCGUUCCAAAUCCCGUGACCUUGGAUUGGAUGGCGAUGAGGAGGAUGAUGAGGAUGAAGAUAUGGGGGGAACAGAGGGCGCGCGAGGGGCCGUGGGAAGUGGUGCUGGAGUACGGAGACAUUCAGAGUCUGAGCUUGCGGAUGACGACGAUGAAGAGGCUAGGAAGGCAAAGGUAGAAAAAAUGCACCUUGGCGGGGUCGAUGAUGUUCGGAGUGUCGCAGGUUUGAUGAAGGUUCUUGAGCCUGUCCUGGAGGUACGCCAUCACCUUUUCCAUUCCCACGCUCCAAUGGGCAACACGCUGACUUUUGAUGGAAAUAAGCAAAUUCAAUACUACAAAAACCUCCCACCAGCCAAAGGACCCCAAGGGAAUGCCGAGGAUAACCCCGAGUACAAGCUGCUUGUCCAAUCCAACGCGCACGCCGUAUCCAUUGACAACGAGAUCAUUCUUGUUCACAAAUUCAUUCGCGAUCACUACGCCGUGAGGUUUCCUGAACUGGAAAACUUGGUCACCAAUCCUUUGGACUAUGCCAAGACAGUUUCUAUAAUCGGUAACGACUUGGACAUCAAAAGUCUCGAGGUUCGAAACGGGAAUCGGCUACGACAGGUCUUGGAUGGGCCGACAUUGAUGGUAGUGACAGUGGAGGCUACCACCACCUCGGGUCGUGACUUGACGGAGAAGGAGUUGGCGGUCACAAUGAGGGCCUGUGAAAUGACACAGGCCCUUGACGCAGCCAAACGAACCAUCACGGCUUAUGUGGAAUCUCGAAUGUCUAUGUUCGCCCCUAAUACUUCUGCUAUCGUUGGCUCCCAAACCGCAGCUCAGCUUAUCAACUUUGCCGGUGGGCUGCGUGGUCUUGCUGCUACGCCAGCUUGCAACAUUGCUGCUCUAGGAUCUAAACGCCAGACUCAAACGGGGCUGGCGACAAACAUUGGCAUUCGCCAACAAGGCUAUAUAUUUCACUCGCCUAUAAUUCGGGAAAUACCCACGGACCUAAAGGUUCAAGCCAUGCGAAUAGUAUCCGCGAAACUUAUUCUCGCUGCUCGGGUUGACUUCUCGCACUCAUCUCCCGAUGGAUCCCAAGGCGAAGACCUCAAAGAACAAGUCUUGGAAAAGCUCGAAAAGCUCACCAUCCCCCCACCCAACAAAGGUCCCAAGGCCCUACCAGCGCCUGACGAUAAACCAGCGCGUAAGCGCGGAGGUCGCCGGGCACGAAAGGCAAAAGAAGCGACUGCCAUGACGGAUCUUCGCAAGGCUCAGAAUCGUAUGGCAUUCGGCAAGCAGGAGGAGGAGACGGGCUAUGGGGUCGGUGAUUCCACCAAGGGCCUCGGGAUGAUUGGACAGGAACAAAAUGGGCGCAUUAGGGCUCUUCAGGUCGACCAGCGAACCCGUGCAAAACUUGGCAAAUACAACCCCGGAUGGGCUGGUGCGACCCCAGUCGGAGGUGCGCAGUCUAUACUAGGCACACGAUCCAGCAACGGGCCAGGCCUUGCGGCUUUGGGUGGUGGUGGAAGGAGCACUUUUGGCGCCCCGACGGGAUUGGGAAGCGGCACAGCCAGUAGCCUUGCAUUUACGCCUGUGCAAGGCAUCGAGUUGAUUGAUCCUAAAGUCGCUGCCGAGAGAAAACGGAAGGCCGCGGCCGAAGACGACAGAUACUUUGCUGGGGGCACUUUCAGCAUGGUAGGUGGUGGCGGGUCGAGCGUCGUGGCCCACAGGGAGCAGGGCACUGGUAGGGGAAAGAAUCCGGGGAUGAUGCUACCGCCGCCACUGCCCAAGAAGUGAUUCGGCGGAGGAUCGGGGGCCAAAAUCAUGAGUCUUUGGUGUCUUCUCGGGAAAUUGGAAGUCUUUGGAGGAGGUUUUUUUUUCUUUUUUGCUGUUUAACAAUGGUAUCUCUUUUCCCGUUUCCUUCCCUUCCUUGUUUUUUUCUUUCUUUCCCUUUCCCCUGCUGUGCUUGUAACGAUCCUAUGUUUACGCGGCAGUAGUAUUUUUAGUUUAGAUUGGGGGGGGGGGGGUGUUCGAUAUUUCAAUUGCACUGCAUGGGAGGGACCCGGGAGGUUAAACCUUACCGCACCCGGACCGGUACAGCACAGCGCCCGUACUGUGAACCACUGCACCACUAUACGAGCUGGGUGCCGGUAUCGCACCACAUCGUAUGCUACAGGCACUGUGCCCUCGCCCAGGACUUUUUUGCCUACACUCUUGUCCCCGUAUUCCAAGUGCGGCAUCCUCCUCCGGCAGAUUUACUGCGAGGAAUUUCAAUAUGCUCCGGAUUGUGAUCUGUGACUCAUGAGGGGCUUACGCGUCCACAGUCCAAUAUC
Molecule: messenger RNA, 2457 nt
Organism: Tuber aestivum (summer truffle)
Lineage: Eukaryota; Fungi; Ascomycota; Pezizomycetes; Pezizales; Tuberaceae
Source: the annotation of a GenBank genome assembly